Lampris incognitus (smalleye Pacific opah) is the source of this 978-nucleotide messenger RNA. It is a transcript of the gene mc1r, whose product is annotated as melanocortin 1 receptor. Gene Ontology annotation, biological process: G protein-coupled receptor signaling pathway. NCBI's taxonomy places the organism in Eukaryota, Metazoa, Chordata, Actinopteri, Lampriformes, Lampridae. Gene Ontology annotation, molecular function: melanocyte-stimulating hormone receptor activity. The record is from RefSeq and is a predicted model, not a curated record. The coding region runs from base 1 to 978 and encodes 325 amino acids. The transcript has a single exon. Gene Ontology annotation, cellular component: membrane.
AUGGAUGUGGGCAACAGGUCCCAGCAUAACUCCAUGCUGCACCACAUGGAGCUGAGCCCUCUCACCAUGUACGUGGAGGAGAACGGAACCAACGCCACGGGCGGGGAGCCGAGCUCCCCGGGGUGCGUGCAGAUCCGCAUCCCCCAGGAACUCUUUCUGACGCUGGGACUCAUCAGCCUGGUCGAGAACAUCCUGGUGGUGCUGGCCAUCAUUAAGAACCGCAACCUGCACUCGCCCAUGUAUUAUUUCAUCUGCUGCCUGGCCGUCUCCGACAUGCUGGUGAGCGUGAGCAACGUCGUGGAGACGAUAUUCAUGCUCCUCAACGACCACGGCCUGCUGGACGUGCACCCGGGCAUGCUGCGCCACCUGGACAACGUCAUCGACGUCAUGAUUUGCAGCUCCGUCGUGUCGUCGCUGUCCUUCCUGUGCACCAUCGCCGCGGACCGCUACAUCACCAUCUUCUACGCGCUGCGGUACCACAGCAUCAUGACCACGCAGCGCGCCGUGGCCAUCAUAGCGCUGGUCUGGCUGGUCAGCCUCACGUCCAGCACGCUCUUCAUCGUCUACCACACCGACAACGCCGUCAUCGUGUGCCUCAUCACCUUCUUCUGCGUCACCCUCGUCUUCACCGCCGUGCUUUACCUGCACAUGUUCAUCCUGGCGCACGUGCACUCGCGGCGCAUCAUGGCCUUCCACAAGAGCCGCCGGCAGGCCACCAGCAUGAAGGGCGCCAUCACGCUCACCAUCCUGCUCGGGGUCUUUAUCCUCUGCUGGGGGCCCUUCUUCCUCCACCUCAUCCUCAUCCUCACUUGCCCCACCAGCCCGUUCUGCAACUGCUUCUUCCGAAACUUCAACCUCUUCCUCAUCCUCAUCAUCUGCAACUCGCUGAUCGACCCGCUCAUUUAUGCCUACCGGAGCAAGGAGCUGCGCAAAACGCUGAAGGAGUUGGUGCUGUGCUCCUGGUGCCUUGGUGUGUGA